AUUGCGAAUGAAGCUUGCAGCGUUGGUUGCGUUUGCGUGCGUCGUCUGCGCGAUGGCGACCGGAAGCAGCGCUACGUAUGGCGUGGAUGUGUCUGACAUUGUCAGCGAGGCCGACUGGAACUGCCUCAGUGAUAACGGUUACGAUUUCGCGAUUGUGCGUGCGGGACGCUCGACGGGUACGGUCGAUCUCAAUGCUGCCCAAACCAUCAUCAAUGCGCGUAACGCCGGCAUUCCCUACGUCGACGCUUACAUCUUCCCUUGCUACUCGUGCGGCAACCCGGCUGAUCAGAUUCGCAACAUGGUCAACAACCUUCGCAACGCUGGCGCGUCGUUCGGCAUGAUCUGGCUCGACAUUGAGGGUUCCGGCUGGUCCUCCAGCACGUCUGCAAACAUUGACUUUAUUCAAUCCAUGGCUCAAGAGCUCAUCAACUUGGGUGUCUCGUUCGGAACCUACACCUCGUACUCCCAAUGGUCUCCCAUCACUGGCAAUGCCAACAUUAACGCCCUCAGCUCGCGCCCUCUUUGGUACGCUCACUACGACAACGAGCCGAGCUUUGACGACUUCAGCUCUUUCGGUGGCUGGUCCAAGCCCGCCAUCAAGCAGUACGACGGUGACGCGACCGCUUGCUCUGUCGGUGUCGACAAGAACUGGUACCCUUGAGCUCAAUGGAUUGUGCAAGCAAGCGACCGAAUCUUGUCGUCGUCUUGUUGACUUUGGGUGUUUUGUUGUUUGUCAAUGAAAACACAAAGCGUUCAUGCUUGUGCAUCAGCUUGUCCAGGUUCUGAAUGCCCUUUAGGUGUCGACUGCAUGGAAUGGUUCUCAGUUUGGAUUUUUUUACUUGGUCCAUUUCAAUCCAAAGACAAAUUCAUGACCAAA
This is a messenger RNA of Capsaspora owczarzaki ATCC 30864, 877 nucleotides long. Its product is annotated as lysozyme. The transcript is spliced from 5 exons. Gene Ontology annotation, molecular function: lysozyme activity. Bases 8 to 661 code for a protein of 217 amino acids. NCBI's taxonomy places the organism in Eukaryota, Filasterea, Ministeriida, Capsasporidae. The record is from RefSeq and is a predicted model, not a curated record. Gene Ontology annotation, biological process: peptidoglycan catabolic process; signal transduction; cell wall macromolecule catabolic process.